This is a messenger RNA of Seriola dumerili (greater amberjack), 2653 nucleotides long. It is a transcript of the gene ccsapa, whose product is annotated as centriole, cilia and spindle-associated protein-like. The record is from RefSeq and is a predicted model, not a curated record. Gene Ontology annotation, cellular component: ciliary transition zone; cytoskeleton; spindle. NCBI's taxonomy places the organism in Eukaryota, Metazoa, Chordata, Actinopteri, Carangiformes, Carangidae. The coding region runs from base 72 to 1019 and encodes 315 amino acids. Gene Ontology annotation, molecular function: microtubule binding. Gene Ontology annotation, biological process: regulation of mitotic spindle assembly. The transcript is spliced from 4 exons.
CGAUGCUUCGUCGUCUGACCGCGGUACUACAGCGACAGACUGGACUUUAAAUCAGACUGGACCCGUCUGGAAUGAGGUGUGGUGAUUACAAUCAGACACGAGCAAUAACAAGAAAAAUGGUGACCAAGAAGAUCCGGACGGAGUAUAUGAAGAAGUUUAAAGAUCCCAAAUGGGAGACGUUUUCCAAAUGCUACGAGGACUCUCUGAAGUACCGGCUGACACGGCGGGUGAUGGAGCAUUCCCACAAGCCCUGGUUUUGGGAGGGCUGGGACAGCGGCUCUGACUCCAGCGGCUGGUCCACGCCUCGGCUGACCAGGAACAAAGUUGCCCCUCUGUCCCUCCCACCACCGCCGCCGCCGCCGCCAUCCACGGACGUGAAGCAGAAGUUGUGGGAGCUGAAGAUCAGUCCUGAGCCGAAGCCGCCGCCCGAGGAGACUGAGGUUGGAGCUCGAGAGGCCGCAGUUGUGGACACUGCACUGACAUCAGUUGUAGAGAACGGUGUGAAUGAAGCGAGCGGAGGUUCUGUGGCGGCGGCUCCAAACACCAGCGGACAUUCAGAUGACACAGCGACAGACAACGGGCCGGCUGACACGGCUUCUUCUGACGGGGAGCCGGUGAACCCGGUACCGAGAAGGCGACACCGUCGCCGCACCCCUCACUCUGAGCCAGGACACCCGGACAGUUCGCAUGACGACAAACCAGCUGUCGUCCGCAAACAGCAGAGAGCAAAGAGCCAACCACCAAUCAGCACUAAGGAGAAGGAGAAGGAGAACCGGAGACCGUCCAGCCGGCUGGACUGGACCGAGAGACAGACGGAGGUCAGGAGGACGCCCAAUGAUAGCCACACGUCCGACGCCUGCGUUCAGACCCGGCGGGAGUCCGACAAACGGAGCUCCAACCUGGACCGGCGGCGGGCUCGCUCGGCCGACCUGGAGAAGAUAAGACGGUCUCAGCUGAUGGUGGUGGAAGACCGCUGGAUGACGGAGUACAUGCGCUGCUUCUCCGCCCGGCUGAGGUAGAGCGGGGAUCAGACCGCGGCUGAGUUCGUUUGACAAACAGAGAACCAUGUUGUCUCGUUUCAGUCCAUCACACUGACGCGCUGCUCGCUGUCUUGUCUCCUUUAAGGACGGCGAGACAACAGAGAAAAGUAAAGUCAGGAAGUGGGAAAGCUCUUUAUGUAGAAUUUAACUUUGCACAAAAUAAAAUUCAAAUUAACAUCAAUAUUGUGCAGAACAGGAACAGAGGAUGAAACAGGGUCAUCAGAUAUACAGAUAUAUUCACUUUCUUUAUGACAAAAUCACAUUUUCAUCCCUUUAGUUUGGUGAGUUAAAUGGAUAAAUACUACAUUACCCACAAGGCUCAGCAGCUGUCUCUGGAAAAAGCUCCCUCAGAACUAAAGUCUGAUAGAAAACUGGAUUUUUUUCAGGCCAAUAUUAAUAUUUCUAAAGUUUUUUUUUUUUUUAAUUCCGAUGUGAUGUAUCGAUCAAUAUUCACUUCACUUCUUUCAAUUCCUGAAAUUAUUAACCUUCAACUAAGUAAAAUAACGGCCAUUCUAAGCAUAUGAUUGGCUGUUUCUGGCCUCAGUGCACUCUGGGACAUGUAGUUGCCUCUCUCAGAGUUUCAAAUGCCCUAAAUAAAAUACAAUUUAGAACAUAAUUACAAUAAAAUAUGUGAAUAAAAAAAAUGACUAAUGACGAAAAGUCAUAUUUAACUAAAAUAUAACCCUGCCCACUUCUUGACUUUAUAGCACGGAUCACAUGUGAUGGACUGAAAUGUUUUCUCUGGUUCUGUGAUUUGACAAUGACCAAACAUCAGAGAAUUAACUCUUUCUAAGCUUUUAUAUAAAAAACAGAAUAUGACACCCACAUCACGUUUCGAAUGUAUUUAAUUUCAGAGCAUGAAAGUCUCCAAACACACUGCUGUGCUUUAAUUUAUGUGUUUAUCAUUGUCUCUCACGAAGGCAGCUGUGUGUUUAACUCAGUGUUUGACUCAGAGGCAGCAGAACGGACCAAACUGGAAUAUUUUUGAUAUCUGAGUAUUUUGGAAUUUAAAGACACUAGCGCUGGAUGGUUUAUCAGAAAUAUAGAAACACGCAAUUUAUUUAAUAAAAUUAGUAUUUAAGGUAUUUUCAGAGUAAAAACUAUAUUUAAGAUGUGCUAGCUUUAUAAUCAGCGCAGUUUUAAUAAAUUAAAUGCACUGAAUUCAAAUCAGUGGACUGUUAAACGUUGAUAUCUCAGAGUUUAUUUGGCAUAAAUUCAGGUUUUGACGUAUUGUGGCUGUUUAGCAGCAGCCUGCAGCUUCUCGUUUCCAUUCAUUAUAAUGAAAAAUUACCUUUAAUUCUAACAUGGUGCUUUUCCAUUAACUGCAGUGUUAAACAACAAUGACUUAUUUCUCCUAAUUCAGCUUUUUGGGGUUAUUAUGCAAAUUAAAUAGUUUCUGAAAUAGUUUUACAGAGGGUUUAAAUAAUACGUUUGUGACAUUUAUAAAAAUGCAACAUAUCGCUGAAACUUAUGUUUUAUUAGAAAUAUUUAGAAUCCAGGGUUUUCUGCAGCGUAAAGCCCAAUAACAUGAAUCAGUUCACUUUCAUGUGUGACAAAGAAAAGCAUCAAAUAUUUGACAUGUUAACUUUAAAAAAAAUGCAUACAAUGAUACA